This is a messenger RNA of Acaulospora morrowiae, 1398 nucleotides long. The record is from the annotation of a GenBank genome assembly. Lineage: Eukaryota; Fungi; Glomeromycota; Glomeromycetes; Diversisporales; Acaulosporaceae.
AUGACGUUUUACUCGGAGGUUGGCAAAGAUUUUAAGCAACUUUACGAGAAUAGAGAGAAUGGUGAUGUGAUAGUUUAUGCUGGCGAGGAGCUUAAAGAGCUUCGCGCUCAUUCUCAAGUUUUACUUACUUAUUCUUCUUAUUUUCGUGGAAUGCAUUCAUACGAAGAGUCAAAGAAUCGAGAUGGAUAUUUUAUUCUUAAAAAGUCUAACAUCUCCGCUUCGACGUUCGAAGUGAUUCUUAAGCUUGCCUAUCGCGAACCUAUAGAUCUUCACGAACUAGAUAAUGCGGUGGUUCUUAAAGUUUUGCUCGCUGUAGAUGAACUAGGAUUUCACAAACUUAUUAACUACAUCGAAAAAUGUACAAUUAAAAAUAUUGAUGAUUUUUUAAGAGAGGAUCCUGAGAAAAUGUUACAAAUUGUAGCCAGCCAUGAGACGUUCGAGGAUUUUAAAGAAAUUUGCGUGGGAGCCAUCCUUACCGAGCCGAGCAUCUUAUUCGGCACAGGAAGGUUUUUAACAUUAGAAGAGAGUACAUGGAUGUUUAUUCUUGAAUCUGACGAAUUUAUAAUAGAUGAAAUUGAAAUUUGGGAUUAUGUGAUUAAAUGGGGAAUCGCUCAAGGUCCUAAACUCAAAAGCAAUGUUAAAGACUUUGAGGAUCAAGAUUUUGAAGCUUUGGAGAAAAGAUUGCGUAAUUUCAUUCCCUUGAUUCGAUUUCAUGAAAUUUCCAUGGCGAAUUUUUACAUCAGUAUCUGGCCAUUCAAGAAGAUUCUCUCUGAAGAGCUUGUAGAUAAUAUGCUUCAUUAUUAUAUGGUUCCUGAGGCCAGGCCACGUUUUAACGUAUAUCCUCCAAGGAUUUCUUCCAUAUUAAUAAAGAAAGAACAUAUUAUUUUCUUUGCAAACUGGAUAGAUGAUACCGAUGAUUAUGAGAGAAUUGAUCAAGUUCCAUACAGUUUACGACUCCUUUACAGAGCUAGCCGGGAUGGGAAUAAAGCCAUCAAGUUUCACCAAAAAUGUGAUAAGAAAGGGGCUACUAUAGUGGUGGCCAAGAUUGAAGGUUCCGAAACGCUAGUAGGCGGAUAUAAUUCAUUAUAUUGGGAUUCUAGUGGUGGAUAUGAAAAUUUAGAUAAUAGCUUUAUAUUUUUAAUUAAAGAUCGUAAUAAUAGUGAUGGAGGUUUUACAUUGGGACGACUCCCUAACUUAUCCAUCAAAAGCAAUAAUGGUGCAAUCUAUAAUAAUAGUUCAUAUGGUCCUACGUUUGGAAAGGGUCAUGAUUUAUGCUGUCAUUUCAAAAGUUGGUCUAGUAAUCAAGGAUAUAACACUGGUAGCUACGCAGAGAUAAAUCUUCCGAGUGAAUUUAAAGUAUUUGACUGGGAAGUUUUUAAAGUGUUGAAGAAAAGUUAA